This is a messenger RNA of Anguilla anguilla (European eel), 3640 nucleotides long. RefSeq names its product transmembrane protein 145 (gene tmem145). The record is from RefSeq and is a predicted model, not a curated record. Bases 196 to 1839 code for a protein of 547 amino acids. Lineage: Eukaryota; Metazoa; Chordata; Actinopteri; Anguilliformes; Anguillidae. The transcript is spliced from 15 exons. Gene Ontology annotation, biological process: response to pheromone; G protein-coupled receptor signaling pathway.
GUAUCGGGGCGCGUAUCCUUGUGCGCGCUCACAUCUGAACUAUUGGGGACACAUAUGCAUCGCACGAGCAGGAGAGAAGCGCGCGACCAGUAUUUUACCCUCCUCACAUCCUCGUUUUUAGAAACUGUCCUUUCCUCCAAGUCGCGGACGAGGGAGGAUAGUGAGACCUAAAGGAAAGCGAUACAGGGGGAUAAGAUGGAGGUGUGCGAGAGAGUUUUCGGGUUGGCCGUGGUGACUAGUGUUCUGUGUGUCGGCUCUGUUCUGGGAAAGUACGUCAAAGGAAUCGUCAAUACCAAAGAGGACUGGGUUUUCCUCACAAGGUUCUGCUUCCUCACGGAUUUCGGCCGAUUGGACUUUCGGUUCCGAUACCCCAAGUCACGCUGCUGUCAGAACAUACUGCUGUAUUUCGAUGACAGCUCACAGUGGCCUGCCGUCUACAAGAGACCCGACAAGCAGGACUGUUACCAGAAGGAGGCAGUAUUAAGGCCGGAGAAUAACCAGGUCAUCAACCUGACCACCCGCUACACCUGGUCUGGCUGUAUGGUGGAGGGCGAGGGGGCGGAGGAGACCCUGAGCUGUGUGGGGGGGCGCAGCUUCCGUUCGGUGAGGGAGAGAUGGUGGUACAUCGCGCUCAGCAAGUGCGGGGGGGAUGGGCUGCAGCUGGAGUAUGAGAUGAAGCUGACCAAUGGGCAGUCUUUCUGGACGCAGCACUUCUCCGCAGAUGAGUUUGGUAUCCUGGAGACAGACAUCACCUUCCUCGUCAUCUUCAGCGUCGUCUUCAUGCUGUCCUGCUACUUUGCUUACACCCUGAAAGGAAGGCAGCUGCUCCACACCACCUACAAGAUGUUCAUGACGGCCGCGGGAGUGGAGGUUCUCAGCCUGCUCUUCUUCUGCAUCUACUGGGGGCUGUACGCCAGGGACGGAGUGGGCAACGGGAGCCUGAAGAUUCUGGGGAAAUUACUCUUCUCUGUCAGUUUCCUGGUCUUCCUGCUGAUGCUGAUCCUGCUGGGGAAGGGCUUCACAGUCACCAGGGCAAGAAUCAGCCAUAGUGGUUCCGUCAAGCUGUCAAUCUACAUGACGGUCUACACCAUCACCUACAUUAUUCUCUUCAUAUAUGAGGCUGAGUUCUUUGACCCAGGCUGGGUCCUCUAUGCCUAUGACAGUCCAGCCGGCUAUGGGCUGAUGGGGCUGCAGCUGCUGGCUUACGUGUGGUUCUGUUACGCUGUGCUGGUCUCCCUCAAGCACUACCCCGAGAAGCAGCCCUUCUACAUCCCGUUCUUCACCGCGUACACUCUGUGGUUCUUUGCAGUGCCUGUCAUGGCUCUGAUUGCCAAUUUUGGGAUCCCGCGUUGGGCCAGAGAAAAGAUAGUCAACGGAAUCCAGCUGGGAAUCCAUCUCUAUGCUCACCUCGUCUUCCUGGCCAUCACACGGCCCUCGGCAGCCAACAAAAACUUCCCAUACCACGUCCGGACGUCUCAGAUAGGGAUCCUGUUGUCGAGCCCCGACGGAACAGGGGGGGAGAGCUUUCCCCACCAUGCCUAUGGGAACAGCUCCUUCCUGGGGGACUCCCAGCCCAACUUCACCGAGCUCUUCUCCAUACACUCGGGCACAGUCAAGUCAGUGGAAGAGAUGGUGGCCCGGAAGGGACAGGCCGUGCCGAGGAACAGCGAGCACAAGAUCAUCACCACGACGGCUGAUCUGACGUCUAUCCUGCCCCCACCCCCUCCCCCUGUGCCCACCCGUGUGUCCUCCAACUCCCCCCCUCCACCCAGGCUCUCCUCCCACUUCACUGAGUAUUUCAGCAUGCAGGGGGGCGUGGGCGUGGGAACAAAAGCAUAACCGAGAGAGAGCGAGUGAGAGAGAGAGAGAGAGAGAGAGGUGGUGGUGAGGGGAGGGGUCAAGCUAUGGAGAGUUACAGCAAGACAGGCGAGAGAACAAAGGAGGUAGGGAGAAGGAUAUACGGAUGAGGCUUACUGAGGAACAGCGCAGGGAAAGCACUCCGGAGGGAAGACGGAAACGAGGGAGGGCGGAGGGAGGGAAAGAUUCUGUACCGUUUAGACCAGGAGGGGCACGAGAGCCAGAACUCAAAAGAACUCAGCAGCAAUAAAUAUUUCCUUAAGAGCAGAGAGAGAAGCGAUGGGAAUCCACAUUGUGGACGUACAGACAACAGAAGUCUGACACAGACAGAAUACAAUGUCUGAGAGCCAGGGGAAAAAAAACAGAAUGAGUGGGAUAAAGAUAGACUGCAUGAAAACAUUCUUUUAAGGAAACGUGACAUUCUGGUGGAAAUAUUUCAUUAUUAUAAAGCAAUGUGUAAAUAGUUGCAAUGAAUUUCAGAGCGUGUACUGACAGUGCCAGGGGUUUCCAAAACAAAAAGGGAAGCAUUUAGUUUUUUUAAAAAUUGUUUUCGGUUGAAUUCAAAAUGGUGCUGUGGUUGUUUCAAAUUCUCGUGCCAUCACGAAGUACGAGAUCAAGGCGUUCACUUCUUUCAUUUGAAACGACACAAACUCGUUCCAUUUCUGCAUGUGACAGAUUUGGAUAAAGCAAACAAAAUUACUCGUAAAUAUAUUUUCAGGGUAACUGUAAUUCAUAUUUACGUAGAUUGCACUUGAAUACGCUGAAUCAAUAUGGGAUGUUAAUGUGUGAACUGUCCAGUAUUCUGUGGAAAUCUAUACAGUUGUUGUGAACAUGCAUGUCUGUACCCUCUCCAAAAUUGAUAUAUUCAGCCUUUUCUUGUGCCCGUUAAGGUAAUGCUUGUUCCCUGUGCAUCCAUUUUGUUUCAGGUUAGUAUGUCUAAUUGAGCUUCAUUUCUUGUUUCCAACAUAAGGCACUACAGUACUUUAGCACAGUGAUUCACAGGAAAGUAUAUGUGUGUAAUUUAAAUGAAUGAGAUUACCAUAGUUGUAGCUAUAAGGGAAUAGAGUGAUAGUUUGAAAUGCAGGUACAUACACCUAAGGGACAAUUUGAAGGUACUUAAAAGUUUUUUUUCAAUGCCACAUCGGUUUCAUUUUCAAAUUCAGCUUCCAUCCAGGAUUUACGAAAAAAGGAAAGGAUGUUUCGUUCUGUGGAAAGGCUGCAAUUUCAUGGUCACCCUGUAUUUAAUGUGCAAAAUGUGCAGUCUAUGUAGGUAACAAUAACCUUCAGUACAAUUCACUCAAAGGAGUUGCAAAUGAUUUGCCAUGUUCAUCGAAUCAUGCUAAUGUGCAGGUAAACGGGGUUAACCAUACAUGUACAAAGAUAAUGGUCUAUUCAUUCUGCAUGGAGCACUUUAAAUUCCCUUAUUGUCUGACCGUUCUUUGCCAUGGCAACAAAGGUCAAUGUGACUGAUGUAAUCCCCAAGCACCAUCUUGGCUAGUAUGGGAAAAGGAAAACUAUUUGGAAUCACGUUGUAUCUGUUAAAAUGUAUGACAAAUAUCAAAACGUGGUUUGACGUACGUGCAAAUGGAACGUACACAGGUCGUUUGCAACUCCCUAACUCAACUACUGUCUGUGAAAUUUGCAAAUGUUAUUCAUGGUUAUUAUGUAAUGGUGACAAUGGAUGGAGACGUAAACAUGAUUUGUAUAUAUUGAACAUAUUUGUAGAGAAAGAUAUUUGGAUAUUUAGUAUUUUAAAAAAAGAAAAGAAUGAAUCAUACUUGAA